AUCGUUCUCUCCACUCCUCACUCCCACAUCGCAACCGACCUAUCCAUUCCAUCCUCAACCAAAUUUCCAAUCAGUGUCCUAAUCACCCUCUAGUUUGACCUCUCCUCAAUCCCCGGAUCAAAACAAUGCAUUGCUCGUUCUUCCUCGCUUUUCUGUUGGCUGCUGUCGCCCUUGCUGGAGCCGACAACGGGGUUCAAAAACGUGAUGAAGGGAUCCCCAUGAUGGGACUAGCCAACAAGCUAGUCAGCUUGGGAGGAUCUGAAGACCGCAGCGGCGAAGGCUACCCAACCAGAGGUCCUCGUCGAGGCCCUCUUGCAGACGAAGAAAGCAGCAGAGGCGACUCGUACCAGGAUCACAUGCAUCAAAAACGUGAAGAAGACUAUGGUUUCAAUGCACCCCCCGGAUAUGGCGUAGGCGGUCGGAAGACUGCCGGUGAAUUCGGCAGUCAAUACCCGCAAUCCAGGUUUCCAUCAAAAGAUGGCGUGAGGGAGCGCAAGGGCUACAUGGGUGGUGAUGACGGUGGAAGUGGCUACAUGGGUGGUGGAAGCGGAAGUGGAAGUGGCUUCGGCGGAGGUCGCUAGAGAGACUGCCAGCCCCCGGGCAUCUCCCAAAUCUCCAUCCUUUGUGCUUCGCUGCCUUCUUUGUGCAUAUUUUCCGUUUUCUCGAACCGGUGUUUUUUUCUUCCUGUUCCCAACCUUCUCAUCAAUGGUGCACGAUCCCCCCAUCCCCCCGACCUGAUCUUUGUAUCUUCCCACAGUCCGUGUGCUAGGCCCCACAUGAACGGUUUUCGAAACAGUCCUCUUUGUCUUACUUCGUCCUUAAUUGCCUUGUAUCAAGUCCAUCUUCUGUCCUCUUUCUCACUAGACCCCUUAGAUUUACAUUCAUUUCCUUUUUGCAAGUAUUACCCUCAAGCGAUUAUCC
This is a messenger RNA of Puccinia graminis f. sp. tritici CRL 75-36-700-3, 921 nucleotides long. RefSeq lists its product as uncharacterized. The record is from RefSeq and is a predicted model, not a curated record. The coding region runs from base 126 to 581 and encodes 151 amino acids. The transcript is spliced from 5 exons. Lineage: Eukaryota; Fungi; Basidiomycota; Pucciniomycetes; Pucciniales; Pucciniaceae.